AGUGCAGAGGAGGAACACCUAGCUCAGCUGAGGAGAUUAGGAGCAGGGAUUCCUGAAGCCCCCUGGCUCCCUCACGGAGUCCUGACUAAACCCUUAGCCUCUGAGCAAGUGCCUGUGGAGCCAGGGGAUGGAUCCAAACUCCAUCUUGCUUCCUCCUCAGUCUGGGACCCUCUCCCAUCUGGCAGAACCCUGCAUGGAAGAUGCGAGGAGCCCAUCCCCUCAGAAGCUGGCCAGAGACUCCCUGUUUUCCUGCAGCCAGGUCCCCAGCUCCAGCCUCGCUGACCCUGACUGGUUUUGGGAUGAGCAUAUCCAGGCAAAGAGGGCCAGAGUGGAGACCAUUGUCCAAGGCAUGUGCCUCUCCCCUAGCCCUCUGGUGCCAGGGAGCACCCAAUCCAGGGACAGCCCACGCUGCGCGGAGAAGGCCCGGGAGCGGAAAAGGAAGCAGAGCCUUCCCAUGCAGCAAGGACCCCCGAAGCCAGGCCCUGCUAGGGACCGGGGCAACAGGAAGGGGCUGGGGGGCCCCUGCGUGAGAGAACAGCUUCACCUGCUGAAGCAGCAGCUUAGACACCUGCAAGAGCAUAUUCUGCAGGGUACUGAGCCUGGAGACCCAGCUUCGGGCCCAGGAGGCUCUGAGAAGGGGAAGGGCCCUCUGAGAGCAAAGCAGAGGAAUGGCCAUGGGUCUAGCCCCUGGACUAUGGACAGUGACCACCAUCAGGGCUUCAGCAGGGACCUCUCUGGGGUGGAAAAAUACAGAGCGUCUGAGGUCGAGCACCAGCCUGAGGAACCUGGUUUCCUUCCUUCUGGAACAGAGGCUUUGCUGGAGUUUCUGAGGGAAGAAUUGACCAGGACAGUGUCCCAGGCUGUGGACUCAGUAUUACAAAAGGUACUAUUGGAUCCACCAGGCCAUCUGGCUCAGCUGGGCAGAUGCUUCCAGGGGCUAGUGCUACAGGGUAGAAGCGAGCCCUCUGCUUCUGAGGGAGGUGCCUGCAAAGAUCCACUUCCUCUGACCACCUUGCCAAGGAGGGCUCAGCCACAGGCUGGGGUUCCACUGGGGAGCUUAUCACUGGCCAAGCCCCUAGAUUCUCCUAGUUACCCUGUCUCUCCAAGAAUGAUCCCCAAGCCCUACCAGGACCCCCCAGCAAACUGUCCCUCAACUAUGCCUUCCUGCAUCCAGGAAAAUCAGAUUCUUAGCCAGCUAAUGGGCCAUGGACCCAAUGGGUAUUGGGACAGCAGUCCUUCCCAGGACCCAUCCUCCCGAAGUCAUCCCUCCUCAGAGUCUGCCCUGCGACCUUGGGGAGCUGUCAGACUGCGACCGUGGGCUUUGAACCAGCAGCAGUACUCCCUGACCUUUCCCUCCCCCCGCCUAGAACAUCUGCCCCUCCUUCCCUCCGUGAAGAUGGAGCAGGAGGGCCUGCAGGCUGUCACCAAUACACUUUCCUUCUCUUCAUCGCACAUCCAGGAAGGCCUGAAUUCUGGUCACUUGAAGAAGGCCAAACUAAUGUUCUUCUUCACACGAUACCCCAGCUCCAACCUCCUGAAGGCCUAUUUCCCUGACGUUCAGUUCAAUCGCUGUAUCACCUCCCAAAUGAUCAAGUGGUUCAGCAACUUCCGUGAGUUUUAUUACAUACAAACGGAAAAAUUUGCCCGGCAAGCAAUUUCAGAAGGUGUCAAAAAUCCCAAAAUGCUGGUGGUUCUCCGCGAUUCGGAACUUUUCCGUGUUCUCAAUAUGCACUAUAACAAGGGCAAUGACUUUCAGGUCCCAGACUGCUUCUUGGAAAUAGCCAGCGUGACAUUACAGGAGUUCUUCAGAGCUGUCUCCGCAGGGAAAGACUCAGAUCCGUCCUGGAAGAAACCCAUUUAUAAAAUUAUUUCGAAACUGGACAGUGACAUCCCAGAGAUAUUCAAAUCUUCCAGCUAUCCCCAGGAGCUGUUUCGGAGUUAA
Molecule: messenger RNA, 1942 nt
Organism: Loxodonta africana (African savanna elephant)
Lineage: Eukaryota; Metazoa; Chordata; Mammalia; Proboscidea; Elephantidae
Gene: PROX2
Product: prospero homeobox 2
Exons: 5
Coding region: 128-1942 (604 amino acids)
Biological process (GO): regulation of transcription by RNA polymerase II
Cellular component (GO): nucleus
Molecular function (GO): DNA-binding transcription factor activity, RNA polymerase II-specific; RNA polymerase II cis-regulatory region sequence-specific DNA binding
Source: RefSeq, a predicted model, not a curated record